AUGAAGGACGCUGGCGGGUCACAGCCGGCCCGUGCGUCUCACGGGAACCGUCCCACUGCUGGAGGGUUGUUUGGGGACAGGUCCAGUGCGUCCAUGUCUCACCCGCUGUCUCUGUGCAACACCAGCGAAGAUGACCGCCAGGAGACCAUCUUCAUCAGCAUCGUCAAACUCGAGAGUCCAGAGAGCAAAGUGCCGCAGUGCCAGCCGCUGCUGGAUAAAGCUCGUCUGGCCCUUCAGAGAGGUGCUCAGGCGGUCAUCUUUGACAUCACAGAUGAUCCCGGUGCUGCUCAGGAGCUGCGUGAUUCAGGUUUGUUGCCUCGUCCAGUGGUGCUGGUGAAGUCAUCAGACGCAGAAGAACUGAUGGGACUCGUUAAUAAGAACGAAGAAGCCAUGGUGUUUAUAGAUAUCAUGAUGGAGACGCAAAAAUGGCCUUACUAUGACGUUGGCAUCCUGUUGACUGUGGCUCUGGUUGUGUUGUCCAUCAUCAUGAUCUUUGUUCUACGCUUCCGCUGCAGGUCCAACAGAACCUGGGACUCUGUGCACCAGCAGACCGUGCGUGCCAUCAGCAGGUUGGAAACGCGCACAUACAGCUCUCAGGGUUGCUCUGGCUCCCAGCGUUCUCGUGGGGCUUCAGGCUCAAACAGCAGCUCCAAUUCCAGUCCAGUCUGUGCCAUCUGUCUUGAGGAAUUCAUGGAUGGCCAGGAAUUGAGAAUCAUCUCCUGUGCUCAUGAAUUCCAUAAGGAGUGUGUUGACCCCUGGCUCCUACAACACCGUACCUGCCCACUGUGCAUGCACAACAUCAUGGGUAAACAGCCUCAGGGUUCAGAUCUGGCAUCCCGUCUGCCCCAAAGGAGUCGAAUGCCACCCCCUCCACCAGAGCACAGUCAAGCCUUCCUCCUUCCCCAUAACUAUUCGAACCAACACCCUUAUCCCCAGCACCCUGUUCCCUUUUCCCUUCGCCAUUAUUACCCCCGUAACCCAUCUGGACCUUUACCCCAAUUGGACCACUAUGGCAACUCACCCCCUCUUCAUCCACGGACUCUCCGUUGCAUUCCCAGCGGACCGUUGGGUGCUAGCUGUGCAUAUCACUUGGCUCCAGAUGCCCAUCAUGGACGUCCGCAGAGGACAGGUGGGCGCGGGUGUCGGACUGGGGGGCAUCACUAUGCGGCCCCCAGAAGGUCGUGUCACCGGUACCCCGGAGGACCUUUGCGGAAUGCCUCAGGUUCUCGGAUGCAUCAUGUGCCAUCAUCUGCAAACCAUGCAACGCAUCAUCACCUGCCACGUGGGGGAGGCUCGCACAGUCACCAAGAUGACGGAAGCUGCUCGGGAGGGAGUUACCAUACGGAGCGGAGUGGUUACCUUGCAGACGGACCAGCUAGCGAUUCCAGCUCGGGAUCGUGCCACGGCUCGUCCAGUGACUCUGUAUUGAACUGUACAGACAUCAGCCUGCAGGGUGUCUAUGGCAGCUGGUCUACUUUUCGCAGCUCACUCAGCAGCGAUUACGAUCCAUUUGUCUAUUGCGGACCGGGCAAAGCUCCACGCAGAGGGAGCAUGGAGGCCACACAAAGGCCUCGUUCCCUGGACUCGGUAGUGAACCGAACUGGGGGUGGAAGCGGCGGUGAUGCCGCUGCCAUUUGCCCGGAAGAACAGCAGCAGCAGGUGGCUGUGUUCAGUCAUGUUCACUAUCAUAGGCAUAGACACCACUAUUACGAGGACGGGGAACUUAGUCAAGGGCCCGGCCGAGGCUGUGACGAGGAUCAAGAGGCCAUUUCCUCAGCUGCGACAGCAAGCGGGCCUUGUCUCGUAACUAAAGACAAAGACUCCACUAGGUGUCAGGUACAAAACCAGUCUUGCCACUGCCCCAAAACAGACCUCAGUUCAAGGAGGGUUGAGGAUAGAGACCUGGACCCCGUUUCCACCUCAGGUGCCUCAGUGUUCCUUCCCUCCCCUCCUUUAACCUCUCCGUCCCCACGCUGUUGCCACAAAGGCCCAGGGUGGACAACCAGUCGGAAAGCAGCCGGCUGUCCAUUGGAAGCACCUUCGCCGGUUGUUCAUUUCCAUCAGAACUUGGACCUUCAGGAUGAUUGUAGCAUUCAUAUCCAUUACGGACAGGGAGCGGGAAGCUACUGCUGCACACCUCCGCCAGACAUGGCCCCCACACUGCUGCCAGUGCCCCUAAUCUUGGACUCAACGGGUAUGACCGACUGGCCGUGCUGUAGCGGGGCACAUGUGGUGUGGCAGAAGCAGGUGCAGCAGGCCCAAUCUGAGCCUCAGCCCCUGGGACCCACUUCUGGAAUGGACAGACACCUGUGUAGGGCCUAUCAUGGCCCAGGAGACGAGCUUUCCACAGACUGUCUGUACUGCCAAACUCUACACAAUAGUCAGGGGUCAGAGGAAGAGUCUGGUGUUUGAGCAAACUCUUCAUCGAAAACUCCUCACGCUGCUACACAAGAGCCGAAAUGGACAAAACUGUUCGGCGAUCUCUCGCUGUCUCUUUCACUCAUAUUUUGAGUCUUCCGGAUAAUUCCAAACAUCUUCUGCAAUAUCAAACUGCAUGAACCAGAAUCUCCAGACUUCAGAAUUUCAUUCUUACAAAGAGUUCAGCAGUCAUUGAUGAUUAGAUGGGUUUUCCAAAGUACUCUUCAGUAGUAACUCAAUGUUGCUAUCAUCUUUCUAAUGUCCAGAACAAGUCAUUCUCGAUACUUCACCCAAUACGGUCCAAAAGCAACUUUUGGUAGAAAAACAAGUGGUAUUAAUUCAGACAGUUAUCAGAGGAUCUGGAAGAUGCACAUGAAAUGAGUAUGUGCUCAAUCUUGGUUUCUUCCUUUCCUUUGGAUUAAAACAGAAUUAAGUUAGUAUCUUCUCUCGUAAACAAUUCCUUGAUCUUCAUGAAAGUGCUUAAAGUUUAAACAUGUUCUUUGAGAUUUAGACUUGGCGUAUGUACUCUAUGCAUGUACGUAGACACUUCUAUCUACAAAAGCUUAGUUGUUGUGUUCUGAAAUGUCACAACCAAUUCAUAACACAACAUUAGCGUAAUCUGUCUUGUUCUACAGUCAUGUUUCUCCUUCAGGUUAUCUACUAUCAUGGCGGUAUCAUUAUACCUUGAAGACUGAGAUACUUAGCAUGUACAACGAAACUGAGAGCUUGCAAUGCAUCGGCUGUGCAUUUACUCCUGUGUUUGCGUACUUGCAUAAAGUAGCUUUCAUUAGAUCACCGUGCCUACUGGCUAAUUUUUAACUAUCUAGUCAUUGCGGUGCUACCUGCCUCUUCCUUUUUAUUUCUAGCUCCUUAACUAUGUGUUGGGCUUCGUUCAAGCAUCUGGCCUGGUUUUCCAGCACUACCUCAGAUAACCAAUCAGAAAAGUCCUGUUAGCGAGACGGUACUUCAAAGGUACUUGUGCGCUGGCCUCUCGUUACCCCUGACAGAUAUUAACUCAGAGGAGCUUUAUAUCAUCUGUCCUUGGAAAGGAGCAUUUCCAUGAGGUUUCAGGUCUCAGUUUUGUUAAUUCAAAAAUGGCAGCUGUUAUUUACAAAUGUUUGUCUUCAUUUAUUAAUUUUGCUUGGCAAAACUGAAUGAAUUGACUGAAUAUAUUUGGGGAAAGUUGUGAAGAUUUUUGCUUUGUUUUGUUUCAUUAUUUUGUUCAGGCUGAGAAGGACUACAUUUCCCAGAAUGCUUUGCUUUCACCUCUGUGACUUUCAUAUUCCCUUAAAGGGACACAACAUUUCAUAGAAAUCAACCAGCAUACAAGCUUACCAAAAGUGCCUCUGUAUCCCAUGAAAUGAACACUUCAUGAAGUUUAUACAUACGUUUAUGUAGCCUGCUGUCUUGUUUAUGGCAAUACCAGCCAACUCGCAUAACUUGAGCUGACUCAAUACGUAUUGCCUGCAAGCAUAGUUAUCUUUACUCUGUUACCCAGAAAUCUCUGUUAUCAUAUAUUGUAAAAGCCAACCGUUAAAGGAAUGGUCUGGGUUCAAAACAAGCAAAAACGUGACAAGCUUCCUUAAGUCGGGAAAAAUAUCAGAUGCAGUUUUGAACCCGAAACAUGCCUUUAAGUAAAGAAAAGGAAACACUGGAAAUCUUGCCAUGACAAACACCUGAAUGUUUUUUGUUUUUUUUUUGUCAGUAAAUGGUCAAAUUGGUCAAAGGUCUUGAUCCUUUGAACCACACAUACCCCCGUGAGUCUUUUUGGCAUGUUGAUUUGCGUCAAAAUGAGGCUGAAUCCAAAAUGAAAAUAUGCAUAAUACAAUAUAGUAAAUCCCAGUAUAGGGUUUCCUCAUAUAGGGUUCCCACACCAAUGACUUUUCCAGUUGUUUUUGAUUAUUGGAAAGAUUUUUAAAAUCUCUUAAACAUUUUAGAGCUGUACAUAAUAGCAAAAAAUUAUUCAGACUAUAGAAAUGUUGUUGUUUUCCAUAGCUUUUCCAGGCCUAGAACCUUUUUUUAAUCAAAUGACCUUAUAUUUCCAAUACUUUCUGUGGGAACCCUGUUCAGUUCAGAUACUUGGAUGCAUCUAGACUGUUUUUUGUUCACUUUUUCAUAAACCAAAGAUAAGAAUUAUCCAAUAUUUUCAUUAAGUUGCAGUGAAUUUUGUAAGUCAUUUUAGUAAUUAAGUCCUCAUGAUUUUCUUUUAACUUAAGAUAGUACGUAAACGCAGCUAUUGCCACCAACUACCACAGAUUAUGGAAGAUUUGCACUUUGCACUUCCAUGUUGGCAUCCAUCUCAUUCAGAAUGCAUAAAACUCUUGGCUUUAUCUAGAAAGGAUGCAAACAGCACUUUGCCUUGGGAAAAAAGUCUGAAUGUGAUUCAAGAAAGGAACGCAAAGCAAAACAAUUGAAGCACUAUGUAGCUACCAGUUCUAUGUCAAUCAAUGAAAUGUCAGUGAGGAUGAUUUUAUUUUCUCUACCGUUGUUGAUCGUCAGUUAUGUCUGUAUUGUUCAUAUGCUCUCUUUUCCACAGAGAAUCGAUUAAAACUGCCUUUUUUAAAUAGAGCUAAAUCCCUUCAGAAAUCAAGGGAUAUGCCAGUAUAUGUUUAAUAUUUUGUGUAAAAAAAAAAAAAAAGAAAAGAAAGAAAGAAAAAACAGUUAUAAGAUAAAAUGUUGUAUUUUAUAUAUAAUAGAACAUUUCAAUAUGUUAAUGUCACUAAUAUAUUUAUUUACUAAUAUAUUUAUCCAUUUUUGUCCAGGUCUGAGAAAAUUUGUAAAAAUGUUAUUUUCUCACUUUUGGAAUGAUAUUCUUUAUGAAAAGUACAGCUGCCAUCAUAGAUGUAUAAACCUGGCAUCAUUCCGAUUAUAUACAAAUAAAUUAUUUUGAAAUAAAA
Molecule: messenger RNA, 5315 nt
Organism: Cyprinus carpio (common carp)
Lineage: Eukaryota; Metazoa; Chordata; Actinopteri; Cypriniformes; Cyprinidae
Product: E3 ubiquitin-protein ligase RNF43-like
Exons: 9
Coding region: 1-2412 (803 amino acids)
Biological process (GO): ubiquitin-dependent protein catabolic process; Wnt receptor catabolic process
Molecular function (GO): ubiquitin protein ligase activity; frizzled binding
Source: RefSeq, a predicted model, not a curated record